This is a messenger RNA of Arachis duranensis, 1299 nucleotides long. RefSeq lists its product as uncharacterized. Lineage: Eukaryota; Viridiplantae; Streptophyta; Magnoliopsida; Fabales; Fabaceae. Gene Ontology annotation, biological process: proteolysis. Bases 1 to 1299 code for a protein of 432 amino acids. The record is from RefSeq and is a predicted model, not a curated record. The transcript has a single exon. Gene Ontology annotation, molecular function: aspartic-type endopeptidase activity.
AUGGACUUAGAAGGAGAGGCCGACGCAGUCCGAUGCAGAGCCUUCCCGGUAACCCUUGCCGGACCGGCGAUCAAAUGGUUCAACGGACUCCCGAACGGAUCCAUAGCCAGCUUCCAUGACAUAACACGAAAAUUCAUGGCCCAAUUCAUGACCAGAAUCGCCAAAGCCAAACACCCCAUCAGCUUGUUAGGGGUCACACAAAGGCAAGAAGAGUCCACAAGGAAAUACCUCGACCGCUUCAACGAUGAAUGCCUAACGGUCGACGGACUCACGGACUCCGUUGCAAGCCUUUGCCUAACCAACGGGCUCAUGAACGAAGAUUUCCGCAAGCACCUCACUACUAAACCAGUAUGGACCAUGCACGAAAUCCAGAACAUCGCCAAGGACUACAUUAACGACGAACAAGUCAGCCAGAUCGUCGCUGCCAACAAGCGGCAGCACGCCACCGCCCAACACGGUAAUUCGGCUCCCCGUCAUAACCCAACACCCAAAGAAAAUCAACGGGACCACCCCAGACCAGCCAACCGACCACCGAGAAUAGGCAAAUUCUCUAAUUACACGCCCCUAACAGCACCAAUUUCGGAGAUAUACCAUCAAAUAGCAGAUCGAGGCAUCAUCCCCAGAGCCCGACAACUCAAAGAAAGGACAGGAGGCAACAAAACCCUCUACUGUGACUACCACCGAGGUUACGGCCACAAAACACAGGAUUGUUUCGACCUUAAAGACGCUCUCGAACAAGCCAUACGAGACGGCAAACUUCCGGAAUUCGCCAAAAUCAUCAGAGAACCGAGACGCCCGGAAAGAGACAAAUCGCCGGAAAGAGAAGGGCGUAACCCGAGAACUCAAAAGCUACACCCUAGGGAGAGCCCAGAGGAAGACCCGACCAUCAUAGUGAACAUCAUCACGGGCAAGGACGUACCGAGCAAGUCAAAACUCACAAUGAAAAAAGAUCUCAAGGUAAUGGCCGUCAGAAACCAAGCCCCAAUCACCGCGACCGACAAUACGAUAACAUUCUUACCAGAGGACUGCCAACACGGCACCUCGGCCGAAGAUGCCCCUUUCGUCAUCUCAGCCAGAAUCGGAACAGGACUGGUACGAAGAAUACUGGUAGACACCGGCGCAGACUCCAACAUCCUUUUCCGAGGAGCCUUCGACAAACUCGGACUCCGUAAGGACAACCUCCAAACACACCGCCACGGCGUCACGGGACUCGGCGACAACUUUCUCAAACCAGAUGGCUCAAUUACCCUCCCCAUCACCAUAGGAACGAGCAAUAAGAAAAAAAACAAUCCUAUCUGA